Symbiodinium sp. CCMP2592 is the source of this 1503-nucleotide messenger RNA. NCBI's taxonomy places the organism in Eukaryota, Dinophyceae, Suessiales, Symbiodiniaceae. The record is from the annotation of a GenBank genome assembly.
AUGGCCGACGCCACGUCCAAGAAGCCUUCUUCCCGUGCCGCCCACCGGCGCGGGACGCUGGUGCUGCUGCUGCUAUUCGGCGCGUUCCUAGCAGCUCCCGGCGGCCGCUUUGAGAGCUUCGCCCUUCCAGGACUGUCGCAAGUCGGAGGGCUCCCUGCGAGGUGGUUCGGGGAUUCCAUUCUUUGCGUCGACUGCGCAGCCCAGCUUCCACCCAGCCUGGGCGAGAGUUUGGUCCGUUCUUGCCGAGAGCUUCAGGCACAAAGUAGGGGCCGGAAGGUCAGCAACAACGGCGGCUGGCAGAGCCAGGAUCUGCCUCUGGACGACAACUUGGGCACGCUCCUGGAUGUGGUGCAAGGCCCGGCCAAGGAAUAUCUUGACACCAUGGGCUGGCGCUAUCCAGACGAGGAGCCCAUCGGCGACGGUGGGCUGGAGAUUGCAAUCGUGGCAGACAGGCUAUGGGCGAAUAUCAAUCGUCCCGGAGACUGGAAUUCACGGCACACGCACGGCAGACCCACCGAUUCGCUCUUCGCUGCGGCUGUGUACUAUCCGCAGGUUUCGCCAAGGACCAGUGCGGCGAGGCCGGCGCGGCUUCUGAUCUACCCACGCAACAGCGACCCAGUACCCGUCACACCGGCAACGGGCCUUCUGGUGCUCUUUCCCGUGGACAUGCCCCACGAGGUUGAAGCUUCUCCACGCGGAGCCGAUGAGCGUGUUUCCUAUGCGUUCAACCUCGAAGCGCGCUGGCUGCCCGGUCCUUUGCUGCAAGCGGCCUUCCGAGGUGAUGCCGACAAGGUCUCGACUUUGGCAGCCAGAGACCCUGCGGCCCGGGAUGCCCUCCUUGGCCGCUCCGCCGCGCAGCUCGCGGCGGAGCAGGGCCAUGUUGCGGUGCUGGAGGCGCUCGUGUCGGCCAAAGCUGAGCUUUCUGCCCUCGAGGCGGAGGAGUCUCCUCUAGCACUGGCGGCCGGGAAAGGCCACAAGGAUGCUGUUGUCUUCCUGCAAGACACUUCAAGCCACCAUGGUCCAGCGCUGGGGGCAGCUUUGGCAUCCGCUGCGGAGCGCGGCCAUGUUUCCGUGGUGGCGCAGCUUCUACUCGGCCACUGGGCCAACGUCGAAGCCGGAGCUACGCGAGCACUUGCCGCUGCGGCGCGCGCCGGCCACGCCACGCUGGUGCAGCAUUUGCUGGAUGCUGGCGUGCCUGCGGAUGGGCCGGAGCUGAGGCAGGCGGCCAACGAAGCGGCCACGCGCGACCACGCCGAGGUUGUGGCGCUGCUCGCAGAUGCAGGUGUGGAUUUCACAGUGGAAGACCGUAACGGCAAGACACCUUUGAUGAAUGCUGCUGCGGGUGGUCACAGCGAAGUGGUGAAGCUGCUCCUUCGCAACUGCGGCUGCAGCGCCGACGCCCGGGAUAGGCAGGGUGCCACUGCAAUGCACUGGGCCGCAUGGCGGGGACACCGCGGUGGCGGUAGCAAGACGAACGGCCAGGAAGAAGCGGAAAGACUCUGA